AUGGACUUCUCGCAUAUGCAGACGCCGCCUCCGACGAGGGACGCCAAUUCAAGGAGGAGGCUGCAGCAGAGCGGAGGGAACGACUUUGCCACCCCAGCCACAGUGAUACAUAGGACGCCUAACCAAAUGCCGACUGCAGAAGGCCUGUUCAACCAGACGCCUUUUGGUUUCACCAAUGUACCCUUCUCGCCCAGCAUGAUGCCCUUUUCGAAUACAGCGCCAAUGUCGGCGCCGCCAAUGCCCCAGUCGCGGUUAUUUUGGGACCAGCCCAACGACGGCUCGCAUAUGGAUGUAGAUAUGGGCAUGAGUGUCGACCCGUUUGGACCGACACCCCACAAGGUGGAGCAGAAUUUUGACUGGCAGUCUUUCUCCACGCCUGCACGGCCCCAGAUGAACUCUAUGACCUUCCAAUCGCCCCAUCAUGGCAUGUCUUCUCCCGGCCCAGCAACGUCAUUCGCGAGCAGCAUGGGUGGACCAUCUUUCUCACAGUCAAAUUCGUUUGUGCCCAACUCCGCCAGCGUUGAUCCCAAUAUGCUCUUCAGCUUCUCAGGUCCAGACAUGACAGCUUCCUUUGGUCAGAUGCCACAGCAGACGAUGCAGGAUGCCCUUAGCAGACAGCCUUAUGAGACACAGGCACGAGAAGCACAGCAAGAGAAGGAGACUGCCAAGAAAGCCAGGAGUCUGCAUUCGCGGAGCAACACAAACUCGUCAUCGGGUUCUAUAGAAAACGCCAGGCCCGGACUACAACGUAGCAAUACAGACAGCGGCAUCAGAAAAAACAAAGCAUCGCUGAAUGAAUCUAGGGCCCUUGUUGCGGCCGGUGCUACCAUACCACGCCGCUCAUCACCGCUCAAACGACAGGGCGGCGCAGGAGCACUUGGCUCCAUACCAGAGAUUCGGAGGCCGAGGACACGCCUCAUCAUUGAUGAGACCGGCCGAGCUCGCACAGAAACCAUUCCUAUUGAGGACAACGGCGACACACCCAGAGCAGUGCCGAGGGCCUCUCAGAAAGAUGUAAGACGUCAGUAUCCAGGCUUGUGGGACGAGGAUGACACCGAGUCCGACGAUGAGGACGAAGCGCCAGCAGUCUUGAGUCGCAAUGCAUCGUUCAACAUACCACAACCGCAGCAGCAACGCCGCACUUCCAAGCACGCACGCUCAGAUAGUGGUGCACUUGCGCUGGAGAGGUCCAACUCGUUCAAGAUGCCACGGCCUGCGUCGAGAACGUCGUCUGCCGCGUUCGAUCAGGCGUCCUUCGAGACUGUCCGCCCUGUACGGAAUGCCGCACACAACGCAUAUCGGAGCUCUAGUAUGAUGGAAUUGCAUUCUACCUCUGAGGGGAUCAAGGAGAGCGAGGAUCAGCAAAUGCCCGACUCGCCCGGUGAUGCACUGGGAGCACUGAAGAAAGUGGUAGCGGGUCGUCAGCAAAGAGCUGAACGUGCGUCUCAAAACACGUUGAAAGCACAUAACCAGCGCUGGGCCCAAGCCUCUGCCGACAUGGUCAACAUUGUUCCGCCUCAUAGCCAAUACGACCCUUUCUCAAACUCCUUCCAGGCCUCGCCCCUUACAGAUGCAAUCGCGACACCAUCUACGGGCCGCAGCAGCAUUUCGAGCGAAAGUACACGGUGCGUGUGCAAUGGCAUGGACGACGGCAAACCAAUGAUCCAGUGCGAGAGCUGCAACAAGUGGCUGCACAUGAUAUGCUGCGGUCUGAACGGGGGUAAUUUGCCGCCCGUAUAUGUCUGCGUGUUUUGCACCGGACAAACGCCUGUCGCGCGUGGAGGCAGGAUCAGAGGCCCCGCAGUCUUCGACAGCCCUUUGACACACAAGUCCAUGUAUCGUCGGUGA
This is a messenger RNA of Parastagonospora nodorum SN15, 1848 nucleotides long. RefSeq lists its product as hypothetical. Lineage: Eukaryota; Fungi; Ascomycota; Dothideomycetes; Pleosporales; Phaeosphaeriaceae. The transcript has 2 exons. The record is from RefSeq and is a predicted model, not a curated record. Bases 1 to 1848 code for a protein of 615 amino acids.